This is a messenger RNA of Dreissena polymorpha, 807 nucleotides long. Its product is annotated as protein chibby homolog 1-like. The transcript is spliced from 4 exons. NCBI's taxonomy places the organism in Eukaryota, Metazoa, Mollusca, Bivalvia, Myida, Dreissenidae. Bases 126 to 506 code for a protein of 126 amino acids. The record is from RefSeq and is a predicted model, not a curated record.
CUUUGAUUUAAUAAUAUGAUUAGAAUUAGUAGAUUGUGACCUUUUGAUUAUCUUUGUGGUUUGUAACCUUUGCGUUUUCCACCGCGCAAGCGUAGUUGUACGGAUACAAGUCCAAACAAAACAAAAUGCCGCUUUUUCCAUUUGGCGAUAAGUUUUCCCCUAAGAAAACCCCACCACGUCGCGCUCAGUCACUGUCUAACCUCCACCUUGACGCUGAGAAAUCCAGAGAAGAGUUUGGGCCUGAUGUAGGUCCAGUAAAGCUGAAACUUGGUGGCCAAGAGGUUGCAUUUGAAAAUGGAAUGUGGAUACAAGAAUCUGGACCAAACGCUGCCAGUCAUAAGGAAGUUAUGAAGCUUCGAAAAGACAACCAAAAUUUGACUGAAGAAAAUAAUCUCCUUAAAUUGAAAAUAGACUUGCUAUUGGAUAUUCUUGCAGAGACAGCUGCAACAUCAAACUACUAUGAAAAGGAGUUGAAACAGUUAAAGGCAACUGGGAAGAAAAGAUGAAGAGCAGAAGUCUGGUAGAGCUGUGAUAUAUACAUGUAUCUAGGAACAUAUUCAUACAAAGAGGUUUAGCUUAAUAAUUUAGGACCAUUAAUCAUGGUCCAUGUCUGUACUUUACAUUAAAAAAAUUGUAACUUAAAGGUAGUCCGUCCUGUAAACAAUUGUAAGUUUUUGUGAUUGUGUCAUGUUUAGAUAAGUUAUUGGUUUACGUUGUAAAUAUAAUUAAUAAUAUAUAAUUUUGAAUGUAAAUACUUUUUAUACCUGUGUAUAUAGUAAUAUUUUUAUAAUAAAAUAUGUAACUUGU